CCCACCCCACCCCACACCACACGACCUAAGCGCACGCAGCAAGCGCCACACAUCCUGCCCGGCCGGCUAGCCAGGACACUCCAUCGUCUUCUCCGCAGCAAGCAGAGCCCAGGCAGAUGAAGCGCGUGGUGGGGAGCCCGGGGACAUGGAGCGGCAUGGCGCUGCGGCUGUCGCAGUGCGUCUUCGCCGCCGCCUCCAACUUCGCGUUGCACUCCGCCUUCGGCUACUCCGACUACAGCGCCUUCUUCUACUUGAAUGUAGUGUUGAUCCUGCAGCUUAUGUGGAGUUUGGGCCUUGCUUGUAAGGAUAUCUUUGCUCUAAGGAACAAAAAGGAUCUUCACACCGAGGAUAAUCUAUCUUUCGUUGUUACGACUGACUUUGUCGUGGCGAUUUUCACGUUCUCAGGAGCCUGUGCCUCCGCGAGCGUGGCAAUUUUCUUCAUGUGGGAUGUGCACUUCUGCGGGGUAUACUCGCAGCUCGCCUGCCGGCAGUUCGCGCUUUCGGCCAUCCUGGCGUUCAUCACAUGGUUGUUGCAGGCUGCAUCCUCUUUCUCCGGGUUCUGGCUACUGGUUUCGUUCUUCUAGUGAUCUCAUGCGCUCAUAAUUGCCGUCACGUCAUCCUAAUUGUCAGUCAGGACUCAGGAGGUUAAACCGGUUGAUAUGUGCGGUUGAUAUGUGCUCGGGACAGUUAUUAGAUUUCAGUUAUUGGCACGCAUCCUUCAUCACUUGUUAGAUAGAUGGAUUGUCCAUCUGAUAGUCGCUCAUCUUUAUUCUAGGACUUGGUUAUGACUUAUGAGCGCCUUGCGGUGGUAAAGUCACCGUUAAGGUGAUGUGGAAUCAUUGAUAUGAAGAGUAAUAUAUGGACAUAUGUCAUGAUCGAA
Molecule: messenger RNA, 880 nt
Organism: Hordeum vulgare subsp. vulgare (domesticated barley)
Lineage: Eukaryota; Viridiplantae; Streptophyta; Magnoliopsida; Poales; Poaceae
Product: CASP-like protein 5B3
Exons: 3
Coding region: 117-584 (155 amino acids)
Cellular component (GO): membrane
Source: RefSeq, a predicted model, not a curated record